Molecule: messenger RNA, 1521 nt
Organism: Metarhizium album ARSEF 1941
Lineage: Eukaryota; Fungi; Ascomycota; Sordariomycetes; Hypocreales; Clavicipitaceae
Product: Aromatic-ring hydroxylase-like protein
Exons: 2
Coding region: 1-1521 (506 amino acids)
Biological process (GO): secondary metabolite biosynthetic process
Molecular function (GO): FAD binding
Source: RefSeq, a predicted model, not a curated record
AUGUCUCAAUCAGUAGGGGAUGACAGCGCUCUUGAGGUUGCAAUUGUAGGAUGCGGCAUCAUAGGUCUCAUCACCGCUGCAGGUCUUGCGAGGCGCCGGAUCAAGGUCAAGGUUUUCGAGCAGGGACAAGGGCUGCGAGGGCUGGGAACCGGGAUCGCAUUCAAUCCCUCUGCCCAGACAUGUUUGGAGAUGAUCGACCCGGAAGUGACCAUGGCCUUCAGGAUGGGCGGCGCCGUAGGCCUUUCCGCUGCCAACGAGGAUGAUCCUCACGACUAUCUCCGAUGGAUCGAUGGUUGCAACCAACGAGACGAAAACGAUCCCUUUUAUCAGAAGAUGUACCUGAAAAUAAAUGCAGGAUAUCGAGGGAUCCAAGGCAUCCGCAGAGACCACCUUAUCGAACAUCUGAUCCGAGUCUUGCCACCCGGCACCGUGGUCUUCAAGAAGCGCCUGGAGGAUGUCCUCGAGCGCGGCGACGACGAAAAGAUUGCCCUCAAGUUCGCAGACGGCACCGUAGCCGAAGCCGACGCGGUAAUUGGCUGCGAUGGCAUCAAAUCCAGGACGAGAGACAUGGUCAUGGGCCACGAAAGCACCGCCGGCAAGCCGACGUAUACCCACGUCAACUCGCACCCUACGGUUAUCCCCAUGGAGAAGGCCGUCUCAGUGCUGGGAGAGCAGAAGGCGAGGGCGUUCCACAAUCACUUGGGCCCCCGUGCCAAUAUCCUUCAUUACCCCGUGGCGCAUGGUACCAUGUGUAAUGUGACUGUCUUUGUUCGCAAUGACGAGGAAUGGCCGCAAGACAAGCCAACGGCCUUCAUCGGACAACGUGCUGAUAUUGAGCAUCGGUUCAGCGGCUGGAACCCAGCCAUUCGAGCUCUCAUAAGCCUCCUGCCAGAGUCGUUCCCUUCAUGGGCAGUCUUCGACUUGUGGGAGUACCCCCUCCCGUUCUACAACAAGGGCAGAAUAUGUGUUGCCGGAGACGCAGCACAUGCUAGCAGUCCGCAUCAUGGUGCUGGCGCUGGCAUGGGCGUGGAAGAUGCACUUUGCCUUUCAGUCCUCCUGGCUGACGCCUCCAUGAAGCUCCGAACCGGAAAGUUGUCAAAGCACCAGCUCCUGUCGUCGGCAUUUGCCGUGUAUAGUGACGCCAGGAGAGCCCGCAGCCAGUGGCUUGUCAACAGCAGUCGUCGGGUCUGUGACUUGAACCAACAAACAGGCUGGGCAGACCCGGCAAAGUGGCUCAAGGCGGAAUCGACAUUGGAGGAAGUCAAAGACCAGGUACAUAAGAUCUGGAGUUUCGACCCUCGCCGGAUGGUCACGGACGCCAUUGAGAGCUACGGCAUGGCCAUCAGUCGCCUCGAGAGAAAAUCAUGUACCGCCAGAGGCGAUGUCCAGCCAGAAAAUCUCCCCAACGCAGGCGCUGUCGAGCAAAUCCUGACGGCAAAGGUAUUUGGGAAUGGGCUCGGCGACUACUCGAAAGCCGUCUCGAUCGAGCGGCUCACCGAAGUACUUUCCGAGCCCGAAUAA